AUGGAUCGACAAAAAAUAAAAGAUUGGGUUUUUAAUUUAAAGCAUGAAUAUAGUAAACUUGCAUUUUUCAUAAUAACGUCGAAAGCACUCAUUCGGUCAGUGGCAACGAACAGUAAUGUUGCAUCAUCGAUACGGUAUAAGUCUCGAACUUUACCGCGGGUUAGUAGGUCCAAGUCAGGACAUACACUUUCGAGUACCAAAGCUGCCCCUACAACUACCGAAGAAUUGAAACGUUGGAGUUGGAGAUGGUGGAAAGAGUGGGCUAUUAUUUUUAUUGUUUUCGGAAUUACUGGGUCAACAACUGUUAGAAUUGUUAGACCUGUGUUGACCAAUAUAUUAGGAAUUGAAGGAGGCUUCAUAGACGGACCAUGGACAUAUAGGAUCUCGUAUCUUUGCGUUACUAUUCCGUUAUAUUCACUUAUUCUUUUUAUUGUAGGGACUAUUUUUCGACGGCAGGCUUAUUUCAAAAAGAUCGUUUUUAGGAUGUAUGGAAGAUUCAUUCCUGAAAGAUUAAUUAAACGUAUCCGUGGUGGUCGUAAUAAUGAUAACAAUAUAGUUUAG
Messenger RNA from Dentiscutata erythropus, 561 nucleotides. Lineage: Eukaryota; Fungi; Glomeromycota; Glomeromycetes; Diversisporales; Gigasporaceae. The record is from the annotation of a GenBank genome assembly.